UUAGUCGUAUUGCCAAACAUGAGUCAAUUCUCAGCUAGGCUGUGGCUCCCAUAAAUAUUGCUUGUAAAGAUCAAGACUUCUAUCGGCAGCAUUGUCAUCUGUCCAUAACUACAGCUAGCGCGCAUUGAUCAGACCAUUUAUUUCUGCAAGCCUUAGCUCGAUCGACAAUGGCGUGCUACCAGAAACACCUCUCUUUCGUUUCCUUUCUCUUGCUGAUCUUGAGCCUCCAUGUCGAGCACUCAAUGGCAAAGGAGUUCGUACCAGUGGGCGUGGUUCUUGAUUUGAACUCCACGGUGGGAGGAAUUGCAAAGCGUUGCAUGUCCAUGGCACUCUCCGAUUUUUACGCUGUCAAGGAUGAUUAUAACACCAGGAUCACUCUUUUGACUAAGAAUUCUGGGAAUGAUGUCAUUGCCGCAGCAUCUGCAGCACUGGAUUUAAUGAUGAAUGAAGAAGUGCACGCCAUCGUAGGACCUCAAAGGUCAGCACAAGCUAAGUUCGUUAUUGAACUUGGACGAAAAGCUCAGGUUCCCAUCAUUUCCUUCUCAGCCACAAGCCCCUCUCUUUCGCCUGCUCAAAACCCCUUCUUCAUACGCACGGCACUAGAUGAUUCCGCUGAGGUGAAAGCCAUAGCAGCCAUUGUUAAGGCCUACGGUUGGCGGGAAAUUGUCCUUAUUUAUGAAGACACAGAUUAUGGAAAUGGUUUAAUUCCAUACUUGAUGGAUGCUUUUGAAGAGAUUGAAACUCGAAUGCCUUACAGAAGUGCAAUUCCUCCAUUUUCCAAUAAUAGUGAAAUCGCUCAGGAGAUUAAAAAGUUGAAUGAAACUAAUGCUAGGAUAUUCCUUGUGCACAUGACUGCUUCACUUGCCUCGAAGCUCUUUGUACUUGCAAAUAAGGCAGGAAUGAUGAGGGAAGGGUAUGCAUGGAUUAUCACAGCAGGGCUAUCAGCUUUGGUUGAUCCUUUGGGCCCAAAGGUGAAGGAGUCGAUGCAAGGUGUGCUGGGAUUGCGACCAUACAUACCCAGAUCAAAACAGUUGGAAGAAUUCAAAAGAAGAUGGAAAAGAAAUUUAACCUCAAGCAAACCAAACGUUAAGAUUACUGGAUUAAACCUCUUUGGAUUAUGGGCAUAUGAUACAGCUUGGGCUUUGGCUCUGGCAGUAGAGAAGGCUGGCAUAAUGCAUUCUGGAUUCUUAAAGAAAAAUGCUAGCAAAAGUAACAUCAAAAGUAACGUGGAUCUUGCAGCUCUAGGCAUUUCUGAAACGGGUCAAAUACUUCUUGAUACGAUUCUAACUACCGAAUUUCAAGGCCUCAGCGGGAAAUUUCAUUUGAUUAAAGGACAAUUGGAACCUUCAGCCUUUGAAAUAUUCAAUGUGAUUGGAAAAACUGAGAGAAUUAUUGGAUACUGGACCAUACAGAGAGGACUUUCACAAGAAUUAGACGAUAAUAAUGAAGUAGCAUACUCAAUUUCAAAGGACAAACUUAAGCAACCCAUCUGGCCAGGUGACAGAACAGAGCAGCCACCAAAGUUGAGGAUUGGGGUUCCGGUGAAACUAGGUUUUGAUGAAUUUCUGAAAGUGGAAUGGGAUCCUCGUACUAAUAAGCCUAUCAUAUCAGGGUUCUCCCAUGAUGUGUUUCUUGCUGUACUCAAGGCAUUACCAUUCCCCCUUCCUCAUGAGUUUAUUCCCUUCAUGAAUAAAGAUAAGCAGAGUGCUGGAACAUACGAUGAACUUACUUACCAAAUCAAACUUCAGAAGUAUGAUGCUGUGGUGGGAGAUACAACAAUUAUUGCUAAUCGCUCCUCAUAUGUCGAUUUCACUUUACCUUACUCAGAAUCUGGCGUGUCAAUGGUGGUUCUAGUGAAAGAUAAUGAGAAGAAAAACUUUUGGAUUUUCUUAAAGCCACUAAGCUUGGAUCUGUGGUUAACUACAGGUGCAGUAUUUGUCAUUACAGGUGUGGUGAUUUGGGUUCUUGAACACCGAAUAAACAGUGAGUUCAGAGGCCCGAGAGUUCAACAACUUGGCACGAUUUUCGGGUUCUCCUUCUCAACAUUGGUGUUUGCUCACAGUGAGAAAGUGCUAAGCAAUUGGUCAAGAUUCGUGAUGAUCAUUUGGUUUUUUGUGGUACUCAUCCUCACACAAAGUUAUACUGCAAGUUUAGCCUCAAUGUUAACUGUACAGAGAUUGCAGCCUACCUUCGUUGACGUAAAAGAGAUAAAAAAGAAUGGUUAUUUUGUUGGAUAUCAAAAUAAUUCCUAUGUUGAAGGGCUUCUAAUAAAACAGUUGACAUUCGAUCGGUCCAAGUUGAAGCCUUUUAACACCUAUGACGAUUAUCAUGAAGCAUUGUCAAAAGGAAUCCAAAAUGGUGGGAUUGCAGCUGUCUUCGAUGAAAUUCCUUACAUUAAGCUCUUCCUUGCAAAGUACUGCUCCAGGUACACUAUGGUUGGUCCGACCUAUAAGUCUGAUGGAUUUGGCUUUGCCUUCCCUCUAGGAUCUCCUUUGGUCCCAUACAUUUCAAGGGCAAUCUUGAAUGUCACUCAAGACACAGACAAAUUGGGAGCAAUUGAGCGGACCUACUUUUCAAGUCGUGGUAGUACUAAUUGUGAAGAUCCAAGCACCUCAAUCUCAUCAAAUAGUCCUAGUCUCACUCUGCACAGCUUCGGCGGCCUCUUCAUCAUCACCGGAACCGUUUCCUUGAUCUCACUCUUGGUUUGCUUCUUCAAGUUCUUUGGCUCACAUUGGCCAACUUUGAGCAACAGCAAUCCUGAGAGCUCCUUUUGGUCCAAGUUGAUUGAAAUGGCCAAGUAUUUUGACCAGAAAGAAGAUCCCUCUUCACAUCCCAAUAUUGAAAGACAUAAAUCUAGGGUACAUGCUAUAUCAAGUCCUGACAUAAUUGAACCUUCAACCUAAUAUUUGAUCAUAUGGAGAACCACUCAUGAAAUUCCGACCUUACAAGUGACGGGUUUGUUGGGAGUUCCAUAUUAAUUAUAUAAAGUAUUUCUUUCCCCUUUCUGAUAAAAUCUUCAGGCAAAAUAUAUACCGCAUCAAUUUCUAGUAUAGAUGGUUUAUAUGCCAUCAAUAACAUACCAUUAAUGCGGUAAAAAAAUUAAUCAGAUUUUUUUUUAAUUAAUCAGAUACUGUCUGCUCAUUGACAUGUAAUCAUCACCAUUACAUUUUAAUACCGUUCUGUAUUAUCAAUGUCGUCGUAUUGUGGGAAAGAUUUGGCAUUAAGUCAUUGGGCUUCCCAAGCACCUAACAGCAGAUUAUCAAGUUGUGCUUGCAGAUCCUGUAUUGUAAAACUCACUCCAUCAUAGUGGAGUUCUCAUUAUUUUCGCACAUUUGAGUGAGCCAAGUUUCCCACCUAGUAAAGUUGGCAUUGUCAAAAGGGGAAUGGUCUCUUGAUGAGUAUUGCCCCAUUCCUGUGGAGUUUAUUUUCACACAU
Molecule: messenger RNA, 3435 nt
Organism: Juglans regia (Persian walnut)
Lineage: Eukaryota; Viridiplantae; Streptophyta; Magnoliopsida; Fagales; Juglandaceae
Product: glutamate receptor 2.8-like
Exons: 5
Coding region: 168-2903 (911 amino acids)
Cellular component (GO): plasma membrane
Molecular function (GO): signaling receptor activity; ligand-gated monoatomic ion channel activity
Source: RefSeq, a predicted model, not a curated record